AAUCUGUCUUUUAGGCAGGCUCAUCAUCACUCACCAUGAGCUGUGCUGCUAAUGCUUCACACUCCCCAGUCUUCUUGCUCCUUGGUUUCUCCAGAGCUAGUGUCUCCCACACUCUUCUCUUCUUCCUAUUCCUGGCUAUUUAUCUCACCACCAUAUUGGGGAACGUGACUCUGGUGCUGCUCAUCUCCCGGGACUCCAGGCUCCACUCACCUAUGUAUUACCUGCUCCGUGGCCUCUCUGUGAUAGACAUGGGGUUAUCCACAGUCACCCUGCCCCAGUUGCUGGCCCAUCUAGUCUCCGAUUACCCAGCCAUUCCUGCUGCCCGUUGCUUGGCUCAGUUCUUUUUUUUCUAUGCAUUUGGGGUCACAGACACACUUGUCAUUGCUGUCAUGGCUCUGGAUCGCUAUGUGGCCAUCUGUGACCCUCUCCACUAUGCUUUGGUGAUGAAUCGCCAACUUUGUGCCUGCUUACUAGCCUUGAGCUGGGUGGUGUCCAUAGUGCACACCAUCCUGCACGUGGGACUACUCCUGCCGCUUUUAUGGGCUGGGGAUACUAGGGGCAACGUUGACCUGCCUCACUUCUUUUGUGACCAUAGACCACUUCUGAGAGCCUCUUGUUCUGAUACGCAUUCUAAUGAGCUGGCCAUAUUCUUAGAGGGUGGCUUCCUCAUGCUGGGCCCCUGUAUCCUCAUUAUACUUUCCUAUGUCAGAAUUGGGGCCACCAUUCUACGUUUGCCUUCAGCUGCUGGUCGCCGCCGAGCAGUCUCCACCUGUGGAUCCCACCUGACCAUGGUUGGCUUUCUCUAUGGCACCAUCAUUUGGGUCUACUUCCAGCCUCCCUCCCAGAACUCUCAGCAUCAGGACAUGGUGGCUUCAGUAAUGUAUACUGCUGUUACACCUUUGGCCAACCCUUUUGUGUACAGUCUCCGGAAUAAGGAUGUCAAGGGUGCACUUUGCAGGCUGCUUGGAUGGGGGAGGGUGGACUCUUGA
This is a messenger RNA of Otolemur garnettii (small-eared galago), 989 nucleotides long. RefSeq names its product olfactory receptor 1B1. The record is from RefSeq and is a predicted model, not a curated record. The coding region runs from base 36 to 989 and encodes 317 amino acids. Gene Ontology annotation, biological process: G protein-coupled receptor signaling pathway. The transcript has a single exon. Gene Ontology annotation, cellular component: membrane. NCBI's taxonomy places the organism in Eukaryota, Metazoa, Chordata, Mammalia, Primates, Galagidae. Gene Ontology annotation, molecular function: G protein-coupled receptor activity; olfactory receptor activity.